Molecule: messenger RNA, 3054 nt
Organism: Beta vulgaris subsp. vulgaris (sugar beet)
Lineage: Eukaryota; Viridiplantae; Streptophyta; Magnoliopsida; Caryophyllales; Amaranthaceae
Product: N-acetylglucosaminyl-phosphatidylinositol biosynthetic protein gpi1
Exons: 9
Coding region: 320-2464 (714 amino acids)
Biological process (GO): GPI anchor biosynthetic process
Cellular component (GO): membrane
Source: RefSeq, a predicted model, not a curated record
ACCUCAUCGAAGAAGAUUCUUGGGCCAUAUUCCGGCCCAUCCAAGGGUUAGUAUACCCACUAGCUCAAGCUGUAUAGAGUAUAGACUGACUGAAGCAAUGAAUCUAGAAAAUCAGCACCACCGAGUUCAACCCGCUCAUCCGCACCUUCCGAGUCAACUCGCUCAACUCAUCUAACCCGGUAAAAUCCAACAUUGAUCAUCUUCAUCUCGUUAACAGGCUGCAAUUCGACGCCAAAAUUAGCGUCAUUACUCAUCACUGAUUGCUGAUUUGCAGAAAGAGAGUGUUAAUGUUGAUUAAUAUUGAGAUUAGCAGAAUAAAAUGAGCACAAAAUGUAGGGUUUGGUGGCCGAAGGAGCUUUCAUCAUCAUCUUCAUCAGAAAGUCUGUUGUUAUUCGGAUGGUUCAUCUCUUGCUCUCCGAGUUGCCUUGAUAUUGUUGUGGCUUUCGGUUACUCCGAUGAUUUUCUUUCUCCUCACUCCUCUGAUUCCUCAAUACAGGAGGCUAUGCGUCAAGCAAAUGGAGGAAUGCCUGUCAUUUUACAGGAACAGUGUAGUUUGACUGUUCUGGGUCGCUGUGUGCCAUCAUGUGAGAAUAUGGAUCGUAUGGACAUAUCUAAUGUGGUUGAUGAUGACAACAACCUUUCCUUGAAAUAUGCUGAGGCCUUUUCGCUCAAUGGCAAACAUACUCAUUCAGCAAAUUCUAAAAAUUCAAGAGUUCAAUGUGUUGAAUAUGAAGAGUUAUUAGAGCAAAAUAGGCAUGCUUGUCCUUGCAGCUCAACUUGGAUCCAGCUCGUGCAUGAUGCUCACAGUCAUCUUUCCAUUGAGAUAUGUUGGAUUCCCAAAUUAGAUUAUCUGCGUCGGAAUGGGGAAUUAUUGUCUCAGGCUGAACUCCACGUUAUAAUAUAUGAAACUCCGAGAUACGGCAGUCAUCAUUUCGCUAUAAACUCUUUUACUUCCAUGCUCAUAAAAUGUCCACCUAAACGACCCAAGUGGAUUGAUGAACUACAUUGCAAGCCUCAGCUGAUAGACUUGGACACAGUUAUUCUAGCAAUUAACUGCUCUGCUGCUGCAAAUAUGUACUUCUACAAACAUCUGGGACUCCAAAGAUCUUCUCGGCUAUCAGUGCUAUACAUGUUUCUUGACAUUAUUUGGAGGUUAUGGGCGACUAUCGUGGCCACCUUUUCUACAUUUCUCUUUAUCGUUCUUCAGUUAUUCAACAAGCUUUCAGAAUGUGGAUCAAAAUUUUGGAUGUGCACUGUGUUAGCAAAAGUUUUCAGUAACACCUGGAGAAAUAUACAAAUUCGAUGUCACCAGAUUCUGUAUUGGCCAAUCAUCCUUAAUGAAACAGGCCCGAGGUCUCAAGCAUGUGUUGAAUAUGCGGAGAAAGCUGGCUUACGAAGGCAUUCCUUGUGGUCAUCUGCAGCCAUUGAUGUGUUUUUUGGGAACUUGGUUGGAUUCGCUUUGUCAAUCCAUGCAGAAUUUGUUCUCAAAUGGUUUUCAACUUUUGCCAUUCACUUAACUGAUGAUGUUUUACGUACGGGUUGUGUCUGGUUGAUGGGGGUGCCUGCUGGCUUCAAGCUGAACACAGAGCUAGCUGGAGUUUUUGGCAUCAUUGCCCUUAAUGCUAUCCAGAUCUGGAGUACCCUUUGGUUUUCUGCUACAGACAUUUUUUCUUAUGCUAUCAAGGUUACUGCUUUAGCGGGGAUUUUUCUUGGAAUUACUAUACCUGUGGCAUGGAUCACAGACAUGAUUGCAUUAGCUGCAUUUCAUGUCUAUGCUCUCCAUUAUUUGAUCUCUCUCUUGUAUUCACUUCAAAUUCAGGCGUUGACAGCUUUAUGGCGUCUGUUCAGGGCCCGUAAGUGGAAUCCUCUUCGCCAGAGGCUAGAUAGCUAUGAGUAUAGCGUGGAGCAACAUGUUGUGGGAUCCCUUUUGUUCACUCCGCUCUUGCUACUGCUGCCAACUACAUCUAUCUUCUAUGUGUUUUUUGCCAUCAUGAAUUUGUCAAUUAUCUUCUCCCUGACUUUGAUAGAGAUCAUUAUAUCUAUUAUCCAUGGUACACCUUAUAGUAAAAUCCUACUUUGGCUGGUGAGAUCGAAGAGAUUCCCUUCUGGAGUCUGGUUUGAGAUUAUCUGUUGUCAGAGUGCUUCCACGGAGUUUCUUACGGGGUCAUCAUGCAAGAGUAUGCCUCAAGACAAGAAUGUGAAUUGUACGAAGUCUGUGCCGCUGGUUUCAUUUCUUCGUAGCAAUUCUUUCACAUUGGGACAAGUGGUCUUUCCUCACUACAAGAAUAUCUGCUGUGGAGUUCAUGGACAAACUCUUCGUUCUGCAAUAUCUGGGAUUCUCACAGGAAAAAGUAUUUCAACUACGCUGUCCCCCGAGGUUCCUCCAAAGUUGCCUUGGAUAUCCAUUUCGUACAGAGACUAUUGGUAUAUCUGCUACAAUGCAGUUCUUGGCGGCAUGCAAUGACCAUCAUUAUUAGUUUAUUACAAGGCAUUGUCGUUAGGCGAAGUUUGAUCAUAUAAUGCCCUAUGCUGAUCAACCUGUCUAAUCGGUCCACAGGAAAUACAUUGAUUUCUCCUGCAAAUCCCCUCCUUUUUCCCCGGGGAUGCUUGUGUUUUCCUGCAAUUUUUCAAGUGUAACAUUUACUGUUCACUAAUCUUUGGUUUGAGAAGUUCUGGAACAUGUUAGGGCAGUGAUUUUGUAACUUACAAUCUGAUCAUAGUAGAGUGCAACCCAGAUUCUGAUUUUGAAAGAAUUUUCAAAAUCUUUACUAGAAUGGUCAGCUAAUUUCAGGUUAUUAAGUGAAGGUAAAUACGCAGACAAGUUCAGUUGCUCCGCAAUACGCAAUUGGGGGUGAUCGUGGCCGAUGCCGUCGUCGUGUGACAUCACUCUUAACAAAUUAAUAUACUUGGACCCAAUUGUAUAAAUUUGUAGGUAAAUUGUCUUCUAAGUUAUGCAUUAUGUAAUAGCCUUUUUAAGCUUCUUUCCUUCUCUAAAUCACUAAAAUGUCAUAACAUAUAGAAUUAUAGUAUGCUUGAUCAGUUACUUUUUGUUUA